Molecule: messenger RNA, 1628 nt
Organism: Suricata suricatta (meerkat)
Lineage: Eukaryota; Metazoa; Chordata; Mammalia; Carnivora; Herpestidae
Gene: CRIPT
Product: CXXC repeat containing interactor of PDZ3 domain
Exons: 5
Coding region: 90-395 (101 amino acids)
Biological process (GO): cytoplasmic microtubule organization
Cellular component (GO): dendrite
Molecular function (GO): PDZ domain binding; microtubule binding
Source: RefSeq, a predicted model, not a curated record
GUAACCCGGAAGGGGAAUCUUUUCCUGGUUGUUGUGUUGAUAUUUUCAAGCUGCUGCUGUUUCUGUGGCCAAGGGAACCGUCGGGAAGGAUGGUGUGCGAAAAAUGUGAAAAGAAACUUGGCACUGUUAUCACUCCAGACACGUGGAAAGACGGUGCAAGGAAUACCACAGAAAGUGGUGGAAGAAAGCUGAAUGAAAAUAAAGCUUUGACUUCAAAAAAAGCAAGAUUCGAUCCGUAUGGAAAGAACAAGUUCUCCACUUGCAGAAUUUGUAAAAGUUCUGUGCACCAGCCGGGCUCUCAUUACUGCCAGGGCUGUGCCUACAAAAAGGGCAUCUGUGCAAUGUGUGGAAAAAAGGUUUUGGAUACCAAAAACUACAAGCAAACGUCUGUGUAGAUGUGUCGAUGAUAUUUCUGGCUUUCUAUGUGAUUUUACUUUUUGCUUAGAAUUUCCAAGGCAUAACACAGAUGUUCAGGUUAAAAUUAACACAUUUUAAGACAGUGACUAUUAAACUGUUGAUUAGUUGAUAAGUAUUCUUUUUUUUUUUUAUGCUUUCAGGAAGUUCUAAACAACAGUGUAACUAGUUUUCUGCCUUAGUUCUUUUCCUCACAAGCAUCUUGUUGAACUAGCAUAAGUGGAAAAUUGAAUGAAAAAUAUUUUCCCAGUUCUGUAUAUGCUUUUUAUUGAUCAUUAUUUGUAUAAUUCUUUUCCUCACCCUCUACUUUAUUUAUAGAUAUCACAGAAGAGAGAAGGAGAUUACUGAUGGAUGUUUUGCUCUGAAUUUUACAUCAGACUUGUCAUUUCCCUCAUUCCCUUCUUGGUUGCAUGGUUCUUUGAGCAGUCUCUUUAUUAAUUGUAGGUUCAUAGGGCAUUGAAAUAUCCAAGACCAUUAUUGCUGAAUGGUUCCUUAGUAAUUAGCCCAGACCCCAAUCACAAGUUUGUAUUAUGAUACUUUUUAUUUAUUCUUUAUGCCAAAGUGCAGUUUCUUUCCUAUGAGAAUACAAGGGUCAGCCCAUGUAUGUCCAAAUGAACGCACUGAAUUUCAGAAAAAGACAGGUUGUGCACAUUACCUUGAAUUCGAAUGUUCACAAAAGCCAAAACAGUGUUCAUCCAUGGUAAUGUGUAACAAAUGAGUGACUACUCUUUUUGGAAGGCUCCUUGAAGCAAAAUCCAAACUUUUUUUUUUUUUACCUUCCAUCCCAACCCCCCAAAAUAAAUAGAACAAAACCAACAUUUUGACUCUUCUAUAUAUAUAUAUAUAACAUAGACUGCUAAGACUACUUUGAGGUUCAAAGUAUUUUUCUUGUGCUGCCUUCAGAAGUUUUGGACUUCUGCUUUUGAAGCCUGCAGCCUGUUAUGAGAAACCAAAAACAUAUUCCUUAUCGCCAAGUGUGGUAUGUGAACAUACAUAUCACUAUAAAAUAUGCAAGAGAGAUAACAUGAUACACAUGGUGAAGAUACUACAUUUCUGUUUGCUUUAAAAUUAUUAUGGAAAAUAUUUAAAAUUUUAACCUUAAUUUAUCUGUAAGUUUUUUUAAAAUAGUGUUUUUCUAGGAUACGUUGUUAUUCUUAUCCAGAAGAAUCACAAAGAUGAUGCAAAAUAUAAUAAAAAAGCUCUGAAAGCAAGAA